AUGUCGAAUGAUCGUAAGGCUUUGUUAGUCAUCGAUGUUCAAAAUGAUUUUUUACCACCAAAUGGGUCUUUGGCAGUUAAUGGUGGUAAUGAAAUUAUUCAACCGAUUUUGUCACUGAUUGAGAAGGAAGAUUGGGAUAUGGUUAUAAUGACACAGGAUUGGCAUUCGAUGGAUCAUACUUCUUUUGCUCAAAACCAUGAGAAUGUUGCCGAUUUUGAGAGUGUUAAAUAUAACUCACCUGUGGUAGGGGACACGAGGGAACAAGAUGUUGUUGUUUGGCCCGUUCAUUGUGUGCAAAAUACAAAGGGGAGUGAAUUCCAUACAGAUUUGAAAAGUGUUCUUCUUGACCGUCCUGAUAUAGUUGUGUUGAAAAAGGGUUACCUCAAAGAUAGAGAAUAUUAUUCUGCUUUUAAUGACAUUUGGAACGAUCAUAAAACCGAGUUGAAUGAUCUUUUACAAGAUAACAAUAUCAAAGAAGUCUAUAUAGUCGGAAUAGCAUUGGAUUAUUGUGUUAAAGACACUGCUAUAUCUGCAUCUCAAUUAGGUUACAAAACCACAGUUUUAAAAGAUUACUGUAGAGCAAUAGAUACUUCACAAACUGCAAUGGCUAACUUGACUGAGAACUUCAAAAUCCAUAACAUAACACUGACAUAG
Molecule: messenger RNA, 654 nt
Organism: Tetrapisispora phaffii CBS 4417
Lineage: Eukaryota; Fungi; Ascomycota; Saccharomycetes; Saccharomycetales; Saccharomycetaceae
Gene: PNC1
Product: nicotinamidase
Exons: 1
Coding region: 1-654 (217 amino acids)
Source: RefSeq, a predicted model, not a curated record